AUUCAUUUCAGAAUCAGUUGAUCUAAGGCGUUUGUAUACGCAUUUCAGUCAAGUUUAGUGAUUCAUAUAUAAUACAUAUAUAAUAAAAGAUAAAGAAGACAAUAAAUAAAACGUAAACAUGAAUCGAAUUCCUGAGGAAGGUUUUUUUCAGCCUAGAGUCAGACCAAAACAUAGGUAUCCGCUGACCCCUGAGCUCGAUCAUGUACGUAAACAUGUACUGCCAAAGAUAAUGAAACACCCCCUGGCUCUACCCUUUAAACACCCUGUAGACGCUAUCACAGAAGGAAUAUACCCAGACUAUUUUUUGGUUAUCAGCCAUCCGAUGGAUUUAUACAGUGUACGCGCCAGGUUGACCCACGGCUGGUAUUUAAACAUGGGUCAGUUUAUUCAAGAUAUUAAUCUAGUUUGGCGAAAUGCGCGACAGUUUAAUCCCCCAGAUCAUCUUCUUCAUCAGUGGGCAGUUCAACUCCAGGAGAUUACUAACAAACUACUCAGACAAACCAGAAAAACAUUAGACAAGCAAAAACCCAAAGAUUUAAGAUUUUGUGAGAGAAUUCUAUCAACAUUGAUCCAAGAAAGCGAUCAAGGUUUAAGAGUUGAACCAGCUCAACGUUUAAGAGUUGAACCAGCUCAAGGUUUAAGAGUUGAACCAGUUCAAGGUUUAAGAGUUGAACCUGAUCAGGUCUUAUCUUACUCCGACCCUCUCCAGGUCCCAUUCAACCCACGGACCCAACAUGACCAAAACUCUCAUUCCUACCCUGGUAUUCUCUCUCCUCCUAGCUCACUACCUCAAUUCUCUCCUUAUUCAAUUCCUCAAUCUUCACCUUAUUCCAUACCUCAGUCGUCCCCUCGCCCGAUUUCUCAUUCUCUUCCUCAUUCCUCAAUACAUUCCCCUUCCUACCCCUCAUCCCAUAGUUCCCUUCCAACUUCCCACUCCCCUCUUCAGUCCCUUCCCUUGUACUCCCCACAUAAUUCCUUAACUCCACAAUCCCUUUCCUUGUCCCCAACUCAUUCACAAGGAAAGGAAUCCCCUUUUCAUCACUCGCUUUCUCCUCCGCACUCUCCUCCCUCCCAAUCCCUUACAGCUCCUUCCCAAUCCAUUCCAGCUCCUCCCCAAUCAAUUCCAGCUCCUUCCCAAUCCCUUCCAGCUCCUUCCCAAUCCAUUCCAGCUCCUUCCCAAUCCAUUCCAGCUUCCUCCCAAUCCCUUCCAGCUUCCUCCCAAUCCAUUCCAGCUCCUUCCCAAUCCAUUCUAGCUUCCUCCAAAUUCAUUCCAGUUUCCUCCCAAUCCCUUCCAGCUCCGUCCCUCUCACUGAACUCUUCUGCCAAUGUGUUCCCAUUGAGAAAACUGGAAAACAAAUUAAAAUCUGGAAAAUAUGAAACUUCCGAAGCAUUUGCUGAGGACUUCAGAAGUAUGAUUGGAGAUGUGUACAGACAGUUUUCCACAGAUGAUCCUUGCAUUCAGAUUGCGCAGCAUUUACAUCACAGGUUUGAAUAUGAAUAUGCUAGGGGUAUAAAAGCAGAAGAAGAUGAAAUAAUGAAUGAAAAAGAAGCUGCUGAAAUAGCACUGCUUGAAAACAUGAAAAAAGAAGCGACUGCUAUAGAGGAGCAAUUGGAGCAACUCAUUCAGGAAGAGAAUGAGAGGUUAGAGGAUGCAAGGAUGGAAGAGGCAAGAGGUCUUGUAGACAAGAUUUCUCUUCUUGAUUGUUCAAGUUGUGAAAUAAAGAAGAGAAUCUUGAGUAGCUUUUCUAUGUAA
Molecule: messenger RNA, 1753 nt
Organism: Eurytemora carolleeae
Lineage: Eukaryota; Metazoa; Arthropoda; Copepoda; Calanoida; Temoridae
Product: bromodomain-containing protein 4
Exons: 10
Coding region: 119-1753 (544 amino acids)
Molecular function (GO): protein binding
Source: RefSeq, a predicted model, not a curated record